CCACGCCACCCGAGUAGCCCAAGAUGGACUCGGACCUUAUCAAGCUCGUGAACAAGCUCCAGGACACGUUCAGCAACCUUGGCGGGGAGCUGGACAUGCCACAGCUUGUUGUCGUCGGGAGCCAGUCCGCUGGCAAGUCGAGUGUCCUCGAAAACAUCGUCGGGCGCGACUUCCUCCCGCGCGGCUCAGGCAUCGUCACCCGCCGCCCGCUCGUCCUCCAACUCAUCCACACACCCGUCCCCGAGCCAUCCGCCGACGGCUCGACUUCAAGCGCACCCCGCGAAUGGGGCCAGUUUCUGCACAUCGACCGGCGGUUCACGAGCUUCGACGAGAUCCGCAAGGAGAUUGAGCAGGAGACGUUCCGCGUCGCGGGGCAGAAUAAGGGCAUCAGCAAGCUUCCGAUUUCGCUGAGGAUAUAUAGCCCGGAUGUGUUGGAUCUGACGCUGGUGGAUCUUCCGGGGCUGACGAAGAUCCCGGUGGGAGACCAGCCAAGCGACAUUGAGCGGCAAAUCCGGAACCUGGUGCAGGAGUACGUGAACAAGCCCAACAGCGUCAUCCUCGCCGUCUCCCCCGCCAACGUCGACCUCGCCAACUCGGAGUCGCUCAAGCUCGCGCGGACCGUCGACCCGCAGGGGCGGCGCACGAUCGGCGUGCUCACGAAGCUCGACCUGAUGGACGCGGGCACGAACGCGCUCGAUAUCCUCACGGGGCGCGUGUACCCGCUCAAGCUCGGCUUUAUCGGCGUCGUGAACCGCAGCCAGCAGGAUAUCAACACGGAGAAGGCCAUGUCCGAUGCGCUCGAGAGCGAGGCGGAGUUCUUUAGGAGUCAUCCGGCGUAUAGGAAUAUUUCACAUAAGAACGGGACGCGCUAUUUGGCAAGGACGUUGAACCAGGUUCUGAUCAACCAUAUUCGGGACAAGCUCCCGGAUAUGAAGGCGCGCCUGAACACGCUCAUGACCCAGGCGCAGCAGGAGCUCAACUCGUUUGGAGACGCCGCGAUCUACGGAGACAAGAACCAGCAAGGCGCCGUCAUCCUGCGCAUGAUGAAUCAGUUCGCGUCCGACUUUGUCGCCUCCGUCGAGGGCACGAAGAUGAACAUGACGACGAAGGAGCUCUCGGGCGGCGCGCGCAUCUACUACAUCUUCAACGACGUCUUCGGGCACGCGCUCGCCUCGCUCGACGCGACGCACAACCUCGACAACCAGGACAUCCGCACGGCCAUCCGCAACUCAACCGGCCCGCGCCCGAGUCUGUUCGUGCCCGAGGCGGCGUUCGAUCUGCUCGUGAAGCCGCAGAUCAAGCUGCUCGAGUCGCCGAGCCUGCGCUGUGUGGAGCUGGUGUACGAGGAGCUGGUCAAGAUCUGUCAUAACUGUACUUCGAUGGAAAUGGAGCGGUUCCCCAGGCUGCACGCACAGCUCAUCGAGGUCGUCUCGGAACUCCUGCGCGAACGGCUUGGCCCCACGUCCGAGUACACGCAGAGCCUCAUCGAGAUCCAGGCGGCAUACAUCAACACGAAUCACCCCGCGUUUAUCUCGGGCUCUGCGGCUGCUGCGAACGCUGCGAGCGCUCCGCCGCCCAGGCCCGCUGUCAUGCCUCCACGGCCUUCGAGUACGGAGCCCAUGAACGGCAUCGGAGGUCCCGACGACGAAGACGACGCCUCGAUCGACGAAAACCUCCUAAACGGCUCCUCGGCGCGCUCCGCCGACCGCGAGCGCCCGCGGACGACGACGCCCACGCCCACCUCGUCGAAAUCCAAAAUCCACGGCCACCGGCACACGUCCGGCCAGUCCGCGACCGGCCACCUCAGUGUGAGCAGCGGCUCGAGCACGGGCUCGAGCGUCGUUGCUUCGGUGGGCGCAAUGCAGCCGGGCACGUCGCCGCACUCGGCCAAGGAGACGUUCCUCAACUACUUUUUUGGGCAGAACGGGCCCGGGCCCAUCGCGGGUCCCAGCGGCGCGGGCCACCAGGACGGCGGGGGCGGGCGUGCCCAUGUUAAUGGUGUGAACCAUCCAGUGCCAAUUGGGCGGGACGUGUCGAAUGCGCAGAGUCCCGGGCCGACGGGCUUGAUGGCAGGGAAGAGGACCCUCGACGGGAACAAUGCGGCGUACGAUAUGCGGAGCCUGGGCAAGCACAUCGAGGCGGUCCCGUCCACGGAGGGCGGCUCGCAGCUCUCGAUGCGCGAGGAGAUGGAGACGUCGCUGAUCCGGUCGCUCAUCGCGUCCUACUUCUCCAUCGUGCGGCAGUCGAUCCAGGACCUCGUCCCGAAGGCGAUCAUGCACCUGCUCGUGAACCACUCGUGCCACCAGGUGCAGAACCGGCUCGUCGCGACGCUGUACAAGCCCGAGCUGUUCCCGGACCUGCUCAACGAGGACGAGGCACUCGUCGCGGAGCGCGCGCGCGUCAAGGCGCUGCUCGACGCGUACAAGGACGCGUUCAAGACGCUCGCGGACGUCAACCUCAAGCCGACGUAGACGAUGUUGUUUCGUUCGUUCGUUAUACACGAUAUCGCCAUGAUUUUGUUUGUUUCCGUAUCGUUUAUUGGUACUACCACGAUUGACUAUAGACACGCAUUACUUUCUUCCUUUCUUCUAUCGAACGUAGCAUGGGAAUAACCUUGCAUGUCGAGGCUGGACGCUCCC
This is a messenger RNA of Coniophora puteana RWD-64-598 SS2, 2639 nucleotides long. RefSeq lists its product as uncharacterized. The record is from RefSeq and is a predicted model, not a curated record. The transcript has 11 exons. Gene Ontology annotation, molecular function: microtubule binding; GTP binding; GTPase activity. Gene Ontology annotation, biological process: mitochondrial fission; peroxisome fission. Gene Ontology annotation, cellular component: membrane; microtubule; mitochondrion. Lineage: Eukaryota; Fungi; Basidiomycota; Agaricomycetes; Boletales; Coniophoraceae. The coding region runs from base 24 to 2471 and encodes 815 amino acids.